Messenger RNA from Nanorana parkeri, 1763 nucleotides. It is a transcript of the gene NMT1, whose product is annotated as N-myristoyltransferase 1. The coding region runs from base 68 to 1519 and encodes 483 amino acids. Gene Ontology annotation, molecular function: glycylpeptide N-tetradecanoyltransferase activity. The transcript is spliced from 12 exons. NCBI's taxonomy places the organism in Eukaryota, Metazoa, Chordata, Amphibia, Anura, Dicroglossidae. Gene Ontology annotation, cellular component: cytoplasm. Gene Ontology annotation, biological process: N-terminal peptidyl-glycine N-myristoylation. The record is from RefSeq and is a predicted model, not a curated record.
ACGUGCCUUGCGGCGGCCAGCCAAUAGCUGCCGAGCGCCCUCCCUGUAACCCGGCUUGGGAUUAAAGAUGGCGGACCUGAGUGAGACAGCAGCGGGCGAGUACCCGGGGGAGGAGGAGAAUGGGCACGGACACUGCAGCGACUGCGAGAAUGAGGAGAAGCACAGCUCGAACCGGGGAGAGGGUGAUAACACCGGAGUCAAGAAAAAGAAGAAGCAGAAGCGCAAGAAAGACAAAGGAGGGGACAAGCUGGAACCAGCUGAGGCUCCGGUGAACACCCUACCUGCUGAGAAGAUCCAAGAGAUCCAGAAGGCCAUCGAGCUGUUUUCUGUAGGCCAAGGGCCAGCUAAGACCAUGGAGGAGGCCACCAAGAGAAGCUACCAGUUCUGGGACACACAGCCUGUUCCUAAGUUAGGUGAAGUGGUCAACACACAUGGCCCUAUCGAGCCGGACAAGGAUAAUAUCCGCCAGGAGCCAUACAGCCUGCCGCAGGGUUUCACUUGGGAUGCUCUGGAUUUGAGUGACAGAGCAGUGCUGAAGGAGCUGUACACUUUGCUAAAUGAGAACUACGUUGAAGACGACGAUAAUAUGUUCCGUUUUGACUACUCCCCAGAGUUCCUGUUAUGGGCACUGAGACCUCCUGGGUGGCUGCCGCAGUGGCAUUGUGGAGUGAGGGUCAUCACCAGCAAGAAGCUAGUGGGGUUUAUCAGCGCCAUCCCGGCUAACAUGAAAAUCUACGACCUCACCAAGAAGAUGGUAGAGAUCAAUUUCCUCUGUGUACACAAGAAGAUGCGCGCCAAGCGAGUGGCCCCAGUCCUGAUCCGUGAGAUCACACGCAGAGUUCACAUGGAGGGGAUCUUCCAGGCUGUCUAUACUGCUGGAGUUGUGCUGCCCAAGCCAGUGGCCACAUGCAGGUACUGGCAUCGGUCACUAAACCCUCGUAAACUGAUAGAGGUGAAAUUUUCCCAUCUUAGCCGAAACAUGACCAUGCAGAGGACUAUGAAACUAUACCGGCUCCCGGAGACCGCUAAGACCUCUGGCCUGAAGCCAAUGGAGUUACGCCACGUCCCACUUUUACACCGGCUCCUGACCCAGUACUUGUCUCAGUUCAACCUGGCCCCAUUCAUGCAUGAGGAAGAGGUGAAACACUGGCUGCUGCCCCAGGAGAACAUCAUAGACACCUAUGUGGUGGAGACUCCUGAAGGAGAGAUAACGGACUUCCUGAGCUUCUAUACGCUCCCCUCAACCAUCAUGAACCACCCCACACACAAGAGCCUAAAGGCCGCGUACUCCUUCUACAAUGUGCACACCACAACGCCUCUGCUCGACCUUAUGAAUGAUGCUCUCAUCCUGGCCAAAUCUAAAGGAUUUGAUGUCUUCAACGCCCUGGACCUCAUGGAGAACAAAACCUUUCUGGAGAAAUUGAAAUUCGGAAUAGGAGAUGGCAAUCUGCAGUAUUACCUGUAUAAUUGGAAGUGUCCCAGCAUGGGACCCGAGAAGGUCGGCCUGGUUUUACAGUAGCGCCUCUCACCCCCCAUAUCUGGAGGGGAUAGGGUGUGACGUGGGCGCCAGCUGCUCAACAUGCCAGAGAUUGGACACCCGAGAGAGCAGCCCCAAGACGGAGUGCAGGAUAUGCGGGCAUUGCUCUAGAACGCAUCCUACUGAUGUGUGUGGGAGGGAGGUUUCGGGAUUACGGAAGUGCAAAGCAGGGAGCUUCCUCCAGCCUGGCUUGAAUUUAAGGAUUUUUCAGGGUCUUUCCUUUUUA